GAACAGAGGUGAUUGAAGUAUUUGGUAAUCAAAACCCACAUUCUGAAGGGAUUGCCAAACUAAAAAUUGUAAGAAAACUGUAAACUCUAAUCAUUUCACUAGCAUACAUUAUAUCUUUUAGAAUGCAGUUAUAGUUUGACGCAUUGAUUCCAAUUGUGCAAACUGAUGACCAUGAUCAUCAAUGAAACGAUACGAUUAUAUCCUCCAGUAAAUGGCAUGGUAAGAAAAGUUGGAAGAGAAGCUCAAUUGGGAAAGCUCAUCCAUCCUACUAAUAUAGAGUUCACCAUCCCAAACAUGGCACUUCACCAUGACCCUGAACUAUGGGGAGAUGAUGUUCAUCUUUUCAAACCAGAGAGAUUCGCUGAAGGGAUAGCCAAAGCUACCAAAUACAAUGCGGCUGCAUUCAUUCCCUUUCGAUUGGGACCUCGCUCUUGCGUUGGUAUGAGCUUUGUUACCACAGAAACAAAGAUUGCUCUCUCCAUGAUUCUGCAAUGCUACACCAUUACCCUCUCCCCAGCCUAUGUCCACUCACCAUUAGCACUUCUCACACUUAAGCCACAACAUGGGAUUCAGUUGUUGUUUCAUCCCCUGCAUGAAUGA
Messenger RNA from Durio zibethinus, 600 nucleotides. NCBI's taxonomy places the organism in Eukaryota, Viridiplantae, Streptophyta, Magnoliopsida, Malvales, Malvaceae. The record is from RefSeq and is a predicted model, not a curated record.